AUGUUAAUAGAAUUAUAACUGCAUUAAUGGAUUAGAGACAAGGUGUGUCCAAAAAUAGUUGAAUAAUAAUAUCUGUUCAAAGCAUUAGAUCAAUAAUGCUGUGAUGAAUAUUGUAAUGAUCAUGAUAAUGUAUGUUCAAUUAUUUUUCGUCAAGAUAAUACAACAUCGGUUAAGAAUUAUGAAAUAGGGUAUAAAACGAAGGAUUGGUUUAAUAGAUUUUAAUUAUUAUUUUUUAUUUUUAUUCUAACCAUGAAUUACAUAGGGAAGACAAUUACUAUAGCACAUGCUAAGAGCUAUCAAGAAUAGAAUUAGAGAAACUUUAGUUUACCAGAAUAGAUUAAGUUGAGAAUUGCUUUGAUCUAACUUUAAAUUUCAAAUCAUCAGAUAGAUACUCAUUUUAUAUCCUUUAUUAGAUUAAGAGGUGGUGGAAGCUGUUUGACAAAAACGUCCUCGAAUAAGAUUGAUGUUUACCCUAAUUUCCAAUAAAUUCCUGAAGGGUUCGUAACCUAAUUAUCAACAUUUACAAAAAUAAUUUCUGAAAAAUCUUUAAGUUUUUAAGAUAAAUUGAAUCAGGAUGAAGUACUUGCUGCAUUUUGUUGGUUUUAAAACAAUAAAUUAGUAUUUCAUAUUCUUUGUAUUUAUUAAUCUGAAACUACAAAAAAUUAUUAAUUGAUAGAAAAAAUUACAGGAUAAUUAAUGAAAUAAUUACUUAUUUAUAUUAAGCUAUCAGGCUUUCUUUUUCAUUAAUUACUAUAAAUUUGUAAUGAUUUGUUGAGAAUAAUAUUUUCUUAUUAAUUAAAGAAUGAAAAUGGAUACAUGUAGAGUAAAAUAAAAAAGGAGUUUUUAGAAACUAUCGAAGAAGUUUUUUCUCAAAUUUAAGUAGAAGCAGCCAGUAUUUGGCUGAAUGGAGUUUAAUUCGAGUGGUAAAUAAUGAAAACAUGUGUAUUGCAUCUUAGGAGUAAUUCUGAAGAUAUCUAGCUAUUAAAAAAAGGAAUUUUUAAAGGGAUAUGUCAAUCCAUAUUUGAACAAAAAUUGAGCGUAAAGUUAGCUUUUUCUUUAUUUGAUAUGGUAAAGUUUAUCGUGUUGAAUAUCUACGAUAAAUCCAUACAAUAUCCUAUUAAGGUAUAUGAAGUUUAUUAUUAUUUCUAAAAUCUUACAUGGUCUAUAGUAUUUCAAUUAAAAUAAAAUAAUUCUUCUAUUCAGGAUAUUAGAGAAUAGAUUCAAGACGGAUAUUCAAGAUCUAUCAAACUAAAUAAGGAUUGGAAAUUUCAUUAUUUUUGGGUCAAUUUGAUAUCAGAUAUUAUGUGCUAUAGACCAAUUUUAGAUAAAAAUGAAAUUACAUUAUUAUUAUAAUCAAAAACUGUUGAUUAAAAUACUUUGAAUUAAUCCCUAAUUAAGUUACCGUAUAGUAAGUUUGACCAUAAGCUGAAAUUAUUGGCGAAGCAUGAUAUUGGAAGUUAUGAAAGUUUAAAAUUGUUUUAAAAGUACUUGAUUCAAAAUUAAAGUGAUAUUUAACUUUUGCCAAAUUACAUCAGUUUUAAUUUCAACGCUAAAUAGGAGGAACAAUUUAAAGAUGAGGAUCUUUUUAUUAAAUCAAUAACUAAUCAAUCAAACCUAGAAAUCUUAAAAAUAUUAAUGAAAUAAGUAAAAUACUAAAAUGACCAGAUAGUUAGUAAUUUUGAAAAGUCUAAAAAUUAAUUGCCUGAGCUUGAUUCAAAGAUGAAAAGUAACGACCAUAUGUAAAUCUAACUCUUUGUACAUGAACUAAAAUUUCGAAUGAACCAAAUUAAAUAAUCAAGCCUGCUGUUACUAUGUUUAAUUAAUUAUAUAAUUUUAAUUGUAAAUAAGGAACGUUAAAUAAAUGAAAUAGUGUUAAAGAUCCUUUAAGGAGAAUAAUUUCAGAUUUAAGAUUAAAACUCAAAGAAUUUAAAGGAAUAAAUAGAAAAUGCCAUAAAAGUCAUUCAUGAUGGACAAGAAAAAGAAUUAAAGGAUAUUUUACAGAAUGUUUCUUAGUUUUGGAUCUAAAUUUCUCAAUAUACAUCUCUCUCACACAUAGAAUUAAUCGAGGAGAACCUUGAAUUUGAACGAUCUCUUUAACAAAAAUUAGGCAAGACUAUCAUGUCUUUUAAUAACAUAUAUAACUAUCUCAAUAAAUUUCAUAUAUAGAUCUCUAAUAUAAAGGGAAAUUUCUCACGUUUAUUAGAAAAUUCAGAGCUAAAUCGUGUUUUGAACAAAUCAUUAAACUAAAUAAAUCUAGUAGAAAUUAUUACAUCGUUGUUUAAACCUUAAUUGAUUUUAGAGUUAAUAAAAGAUAGUUUUGAAUAUUAUCAAAAACAAUUUUAAGAAAAUAAAGAAAUCGAAAAUUUAUAAAUAGAAAAUAUAUUCAUCCAAAAUAUCUAAAUUGAAAAUAAUAACUAAAUUGAAAACCUAUAAAUCAAAAAUAUAUAGGAUAUUCGGAAAAUUCUAAUAUUCAUUCAUUCAAACAUCAAUAUUUGUAAGGGAUUAGAAACGAUUCUUAAAUAGCACUAAAACAUCGUAUCAUCAAUAUAAGCAUAACUUUAAGGAGUAUUUGAUUAAAUAACUGUUAAAUAAAAUACUUGUAUUGAAUAAAUUACAAUAUUUAUUAAGAAAGUGAGGGAUUAACUGCAGCAAUUAAUUCAAAAAUAUUAAAGUUAAGAACUCACAGAAGAAUAAUUAGCAGAUUUCAACAUUAUAUCAAAUCAAAUUAAAGAAGAAAUUAAUAACAUAUGA
Paramecium octaurelia is the source of this 2751-nucleotide messenger RNA. The record is from the annotation of a GenBank genome assembly. NCBI's taxonomy places the organism in Eukaryota, Ciliophora, Oligohymenophorea, Peniculida, Parameciidae.